GUCGCAAAAUCAUAACAAGUCACUCAACAUGGCGAAUCCUCGGAAAUUUAGCGAGAAAAUUGCCCUUCAUAACCAGAAACAAGCCGAAGAAACAGCUGCAUUUGAAGCCAUUUUAAGAGAUGUUAGCGCCGCUACACGAAGCCAUCCCAAACAAGGCAACCAACAGCUCCACAUACAACAGAACAUCAUGCAACAAUACAGAGGUGGAUCACUACCAAAUGUCAAUCAAAUGGUCAAUGCAAAUGCUGGCAUUGAUUUACAGACAUUGCAGCAGAUGGAGGGUAUGAGAGGAGGGAACCAGCGUGUCGACCGAAUGCACCCCCGAGACCGUGGCAGGCAGGUCGGCCCUCUUCGGUCCCGCCCCUUCAACAUGGAAAAGAACAGGGCCGACUGUUCACCAUAUGGCACAGGAGCGUAUCUUUCACCACCACCAGACACAAGCUGGCGAAGGCCCAUGCCGUUUUCCCGGUUACAUGUAUAUCGACAACUAAAUGGUGUGAACCAUUUAGCGCGGACAAACUCUGACUCGGCGAUCCAUGCCAGUUCCUCCAUGGGGGCUGGAGGUGACAUCCCCAGUCCAAACACUCCUCCGAUGCACAGGAGAAUUCAAGAGGUUGUGGGUGAAAAUUCCGGCUUAUCAGCCGGCUACCCCUGGGACCCCAAAAAGUUACAGCAAAGGCCGAAGUCAUGUGAAGUGCCAAAUAUCAAUAUAUACCCAUCGGCUGAGCAGGAAUCUCAGAUGCACAUCCCUAUUGGCAACAACACCGGUUCCCUACCAGACCUCACCAUUUUGCAGUUCCCCUCCCCUCUCACAACCCCCUUGGACCUUGAGGAACAGGUAGGCGGGGCUUAUCAACAGUUCUACUCUCCCCUCACUACAGCUCUAGACCUCGAGAUUCAGACUGCUAACUACGCAAACAGUCCAGCGAACCUGUCACCUACCAGUGCUCACCACAUGGCCAUGGGGCCACCGUCACAUAACGGAUCUUCUUCUGCGUCUCCCGGAUCUCAGCGACGCAGGAUGAAUGCCAGUGGACCCAGCCCUCUUGUGCUCACUUCCAACGGGAACCAGUCAAUGAGAGUCCCUCUCUCUCCCCCGCGUGUGAAACCGAUUCCAAAAAGAUAUGUGGCGUCCCACGAUCCCAGCACCGUGCACACAGACCCGCGCAUUCAGCAGCAGUACAUGUUGUAUAUGCGACAGCAACAGCAGCGGGCAGGCAGCCAUAGUAACCAUGGUAACCAGGUAUCACCCACGCAAUCACCUCUCAACUCGAGCUACCCUGGGCUUGACGAGAGCCCACGGGUGCCCCCGCCCCACAUGGGGCCUGUUCCCCAAGUCUGUGUAACGUCCCAUGAGGCAGAUCCCCCUGAGGGUUCGUUGAGCCAGUAUAGGAACAACAUAUCUGAGGGUAACUGCCAGUCCCCGACAUCGCCCCACUCCCAGACCUCGUACUCCCCCUCUCAGUCCCCCGGGAUGCCACCCCAGCCCUGGGGAUCCUCCAUGUUUGACGACACAUACCAUCUUCAGCAACAACAGACCACUGCUCUACAACAACAGUUUGAACACUUUAACAUGCAUCAGCCGAUCAGUUCUAGUAACAAUGUGCCGGUGUCAUUAGGGGGUGGGGGAUGUGUGGCUGUCUCCUCCAUGUCGUCCAUGCCCUACUCUCAGGCUGUGAACAAUGGGUCGAUCAUGAGCCCGAGCCAAGAGUUCACACAGAGACAAAACAUGCAACAGUUCUACAUGGAUGGGCUCAUUCAGGGCCACUUAAACAACAGCUCAACAGCCAACAGUAAAAUACCAGACAUCAUACUGUCAGGAAUGAGUGAUGGUUCAUUUGAUGCAGACUUUUUUGGAAGUGUGUCAGAUGAGGCUCUCAAAGACGGACUUGUUCCUUUGGACUUGGACGGACUGCAAAUGUUGACCGACCCGAACAUGAUUGCAGAUGCAGACACUGAAAACUCCUUCAAAUUAGACCAGUUAUGAGAUGUGUGUUUCUUGUGAGGCAUAAAACAGAUUCUCCAAUGGCAUCAGUGUCUGAAUUUGGCAGCCAUAUUGGAUUUUGGCGGCCAUAUUGGAUUCAGGAUGUAUUGCUUGGUGUGGGAAUAGAGUAAGCUCCCCUGACAGGACCUGGCCUUCCCAGUAUCUCUCAGAAAUAACAUUGUUUAUUGUGUUUUGUACUAUUUGGGCUGCUGCUUUAAUUAAACAUUGUAGACCAUUUUCAUAUUGUGGAAUAAUGUGGGUUGUUGUACCUGUGGAAUGAAUCAACUGAAUAUAAGUGUUAGAGUAUUAAGACCAAAGGUAAUUUAUCUACGUAAAUUGAUCUACGUAAUAUUUUUUAAAAAAAAGGUUACAGAAAGUCAUAAAUUGGAGCAUUUAUUAGAAUCUGAUAUCAGCUGAUAAACACUAAAUGCUUGAAGAAUACACAAAACUGGGUUUUCUGAAGAGAUGAGAGUGUAAAACAGAGUUUCAAGCUCUUUUCCAUCUUGCGUAACAAUGUUAGACUGGCAGUUUGUCUGUUCAGAUGGGAAACUAAAUGGCAAGGAAAUUAUGAAAUAAAAUGACACAUUUUCAUGUUUUUUCAUGGAAUGGUCUGGCAUAUGUGUAGAUACCGAUGUUCCAUGUCUCGGUUGGCAUAAAAUUGACAUCAUGUUUCACUAAAUGUUUCUUUUUGAUACUUAGUGCUAAAUGAACCGUUAGGCAAUGUUAUAAUUACAUUUGUUAUAGUGCUAAAAAGGUUUUAUAGCAGUUAUUCACAUAUUUUCAUAUCCUGUGUCAAACUUGAUGUUAAUGUUUGGUUUAAGUGGUUAAUUUUAUCAGAACAGUUUUAAUAUGUAAGUAUUGUUUAUGGACUAUGCCAUAAGGACGUUCUGUACCUAAAUGCAUUUUGCCGUUAUUUGUGAGAAUGUGAAAUGGUUUAGAUUGUUUUCAAUUUUUAACAUAGUCAUAAUAAAAUCAAAGUUCAUAUUUCAUGAAUGCGUGAACGUUCCAGUUUGCAAUACAUAUUUUGUUUUAGAAAUUUCAGAAACACUUUUAUUGGAGUAAGAAAUUGAAAAUUGAUAAGAGUAAAUUUCCGAAAUAAAUACUUUCAAAGAUAGCCAAUAAGAACUUUUUACAACUUCAAAAAUUGUUUUAAAAAUAAGUUGUUAUAUAACCAAUAUGUGAUUUUAUUUUCACAUUUAAUAUUUAGAUAUAAUUAGUCUAUUUAUAGAAGAAAAAAAUGUUUUUCAUAGGCUUGGUCGUAACUGGCGUUGAUUUGUGGUGUUUAUAAAAUCUCAGCCAUAACUCAAAAAAAGGUGAAAAUUAUUUAAUGAAAACUGUUACACAUGUUGCAAGAGAUAUUACACAAUGUUCAGCAAAGCAGAUAACUCUGGCUUUAAUAAGUAUUGAAUUAUGCCCCUUGUUAGACUGAAAAACUUCACCUGAAAGCGAAUCCCCCUAUUACCCGAUAAUGAAAUACUGAAAGCGAAUCCCUCUAUUACACGAUAACAAAAUACUGAUAGCGAAUUACCCUACCACAUAACUCUGGCUUUAAUAAGUAUUAAGUUAUUCCCCUUGUUUUGAGUUUAUUAAGAAAAGAACAGAUGAGAAUAGGGGUUUGCUUGGCAGCGCAUUUGUUAUUGGUAUAUGUGGAGACAAAAUGCCUUGUGAAUGAAAGCUGGUUUUUUCAUGCCAUCAGCAUUGUCAUAUACAUGCAGUUACUCUAGUUUAGAUAAUUUUUCAUUCAUCAUUCUUGUUAUUUCUAUUCUUGUACUGUUUUUUGCUAAUUAUGAAUAUUGUGAUUUUUGUUUUGUUUCUGGGAUCUGUAAAGAAUGUAUAGCUCUGCUGAAAUAACUUAAGAUAAAGUACUUAGUCUAAAAGAAUUCCUGUUUAUAUCUAAAUUCUUAAGCAUUCAUGAACUUUGACCUUUACGAAAUUUACAAUACUGCUGUUUAAUUUCUCUUCAUCAAAGUAUAAUCCUAUUUUUUUGUUUUAAGUUCUAUAUUGUUGUUAAUUUUCAAAAGAAAAAAAAAAAUAUCAGGAUUUUAUUGAAAGAAAAUUGAAUACUUUUUAUAGAAAAUCAAGGUUCUAAAAGCAAAGCUGUACAGUUUUGAAUUUUUCUGCUCAACAGGAGAAGAAAUCCUGCAGUGUGGAAUGUUCAAUGUGGUUAUAUUGUUUACUAAACAAACUACACAUUCACUUUCAUUUUAUUUGUCACGCUGAUUGUAAGUUUGUUCAUAAUACUAAGUCACUUCAUGUGAAACUCUUUUACUUAUACAUUUACAGGCAGUUUUCGUAAAAUGAAGGCUUUUAUGGGCAAAUUAAAAAAAAUAAUAAUAUCAUGGAACUAUGAAUCUUUUAUCUGUAAAACAUUUCUUUCUAUUUUGGUCUAAAAUCUAGUUAACCAUUGAUAUGAAAGUGAUUUGGAUCAAAUCCGAGCUGUAACACAUGUAACAAAUGACUGUUCGCAAACACUGGCAUUGGUGUUUUCAUUGAAUCUCAUACAAACUUUAAGGUGGCAUUCAUUCAAAAAAUGUUUUGUAUAUUUCAAUCAUCAGUUUAUGGUAGCAGUGCUCAUUUUACUCAAAACAUUAACAACAUUCUUUUUGAUGAUUUAUUUUUGUGUCAUGAAAAAAUUGUUCUUCCAAAUUCAUUUCACAUUGCUUUCAUGGCAACAUUUUGGGGGUAUUCAUCACUUUUAGUGAUCAAUUAAGUUACACACUGCAUUCACACUAGGGCUGGGAUAGUUAACUACAAUAUGUAAUACUUUGUAAUUGGUUUAAAGGAGAAUAUCCUUUCUGUCAAAUAUAAUUAAAAAAUAGGUAUUUGUAGCUUUUCUGUAUUUUGAAGAAAAAAAGUUUAGGUUAUUGGCAUAGUCUUGAUGUUGUUGUGCAAAACAUUUAAUCUAAAUCUAUGCCAUAACUCAACAAAUGUUCAAGCAAUUCAACUGAAACUUGGUACACAUGUUGCCAGGGGCAACAUGCACAUGCACAGCAAGGCCAAUAACUCUAUCUUUAAUAAUUGUUGAGUGAGGCUGCUUUUUGGAGUGGAAAAAUGACAACAUACUUUAAACCAAUUACAAAGCAUCACAAUUCUUAAAUGUUUCAAUACAAGAAAGAAUGAACAUUUGCCAUAAUCUCAACACAGCUCUAAUGAAAUUGUAUGGAAGUCUGUUAUAUCUUGUCAUAAAUAUUUAUAGUAGUAAAUUUACCGUUAUAUCAAACUAAAUAUCUAAAAUCCACCAGUUUAAUACAUUUAGAUAUGAACUGCAGAAAAGCAGUAAUGUUUUUUUUUGCAUUAUUUGUUAGUAUAACAUAAUAUUACGUUAAUAAGAAAAGAGUAUUAACCUUGUAUGUUCAAUGGACCUUAAAUAUGUCACUACAUGGGCAUCCCCAUUUUAUAUUUAGACACUGGAAACUAUGAGGUCAUAUUACCCUAUAACAUUAAAUUAACAAUGAGUGGGUGUAUUCAAUAACCAACUUAGAUGAAACUUAAUAAGUUUAAGAGCAGAUCUGAGUGUUUUGAUUGGACUGUAAAAAUAACUGGCCAAUAGGCUGAAUAGAAUCACUCGGGCUUAUCUAAGGAAAAUGAUAUGAAUCACAUUGAAUACAGCCCCAGAUCUACUUCUACGGGUGACUGUUUAAUAACACAAAUAUACUUAAACGCUACUACUCAGCCCUACUUCACAUCUGAACGCUUUCUCACUCAUUUUUAUAUUAAUAACUAUGAGCUCUUUGAGCGUAUUGGUUUUAAAUUUUAUUGAUUAUUGUUGUUAUAUCUGCACGACAGCUUCUCACGAAUAGUUUCUAGUCAUAAAUGUAUCCGAGUGUUGUCUCCUAUAGGAGAUGGAUUGUUCUGAAUCAUUCCCGCUGUUCAACCCUGUGUGAUUUUGAUAGUUAAAAUACACAAUGGGCCGAUUGUUCAGAAUUUUGUUAAAGUUAACAACAUUGUUAACAUCACCGUUGUUAACUUUCUAAUCAAUAUUGCUCUGUAAGUUUCACAGAUACACUUAUGAUCUGCAGUAUUCUUAAGAAGAGUAUAGACAACCGUUUCAGCUGUACAUGUUUUAUUUAAAUAUAUGAACACAUCGUCAAAUAUUUCACCUUUAAAAGUUAACAACGAUGUUGUAAAUCCCGUUGUUAACUUUAACCAAGUUCUGAACAAUCGGGCCAAUGUUACAUAUUACUGACCACAAAUUAGAGUUUACCAAACUACACAAGUGGUACAUAACUGGUGCGUACACUGGGACCACCUUAACAAUUAACAUAUUGUACGAUCACUUUAUCGAGCUGAUAAAUCCCAACAGUAAUAUUAUUUCUUUCGAAGCAAAUUUUAUUGGUCACAUAAGACGUAGAUAGUUUGAUGGGAAAAAAGCACUUUCAAUUCUCAAAGUGAUUUUAAGGCAAUAUAUUUACCUUAAAUGCUUGAUUUUAUGAUAUCUGCUCGCAUUCGGAUCUUCGCGGCCAUUUAUAUCGAAAACAAUUGCAUGGUUUACAAUGUCAGAAAUCGGUACACUUGAACUAUGCUGCAAGUAGAUCGCGUAGUAAUUUCAAUUUAGCAGUUAAACUUAAUGCCUUAACUCUUGGGAAUCUUAAUUAUGUUUGCAAUAAUACACUUCAAUGACAAUCAAUUUAAACUUAGAUCUACAAAAUCAAGCUUAUACACUACAUGUGUACAUUCAAUUAAUAACAUAAUUCAAAAUUUUAUGAACUACUUCUGAUGAUGUAUCCCAUACAUUCGAUAAAAUGGCUGAGGAGUUCCAAAUGAUCUGCUCGUACACACAUUGAUAAGGUGGUCCCUACAUGUAUUAGGAUUUAAAAUAAUGUUCCAUUUUAUGAUUAAUGAUUUGUGAACAUACAUAUAUUGUAAAAAUGUAUUAAAAAUGAAGAAAUAUAUGCUAAAGCCAGAAAUAUUGUGUGUAUGUUAAGACAUUGAUUUGAAAAUUAAUGUUUGCUUAUUGGCUUAUUAAGAUAAAAUUUGAUUUUUAUUAACAUGAUUUUAGUUUUUUGACACAAUAGUGCUUGAUGAAUAAGAAUUAGUGCAUGUAUAUUGUUUUACUUUCAAACAUUAAUUGAGGCAAUAAUGUAAUCGUUUAACAAAAUAAUAAUUUACUUCUGAACAGUGCCAUUUGGUUAUAAUUGGUAUGAUAAUUUCAUUAUAUUUGAUAAACAUUAAGUGUACAUGUUAGUCAAUUUAAAAGCUUCAAAGUGUAAUGAUUUUCAGCUUGUUUUUUGUUAUUUAAGCAAAAAAAAGACAAUUGUCAUAGCCUUGGCGUUGCUGUUGUCAACUUUUUGGCGUGCAAAAAGUAAACUCGACAAUAACUGAAAGAAUGUUUAAGAUGGUUAAAUUAAAUGUUUGGUAAUUUUUGCAAGAGACAAUUUGCACAUGUUCAGCAAAGCUUCAAUGUCCAGCUUAAAGUGACACUCUCUUUUUUUUUAAAUCAACACAUACACAUGUAUAACAAACAUUAAUUUUGAGUUAUACACAUACUCCCUGAAUUAUGCAUUUAUGGAAACUAUUAAUUACUGAUAACAAGAUUGUAAUAGAUGAAAAUGCAAAAAUAUUAAAUGAUUGGUGAGUGUUAACAGAUUUACUGUGAUCUACUAUAGUCUCAUAAGGUAGAAAUACCAUGUUUUCUGCGCCUUUCUUUCAAAUUACUCGGUAUCCUUCAUAAGAACCAUUGUUUUUGACAUUAAUUCAUCCUUUUUGGUAUAUCCAAAACUAUUGCAUUAAUUUUGGUAAAUCUUAUUUGGGUGAAAGUGCAUCUUUAAAGGAUUGUCCCCCUUUUUUACUGAAAAUAACGGAUGAGUGUUGUUAUUUGCUCUGUUGGGCUCUUGUUUUAAUUUGUUAAAAUUAUAGGGUUAUUUUUACUUGUGUUAACGAAUUUUAUCUUUACCACCUGGAGCAGGUAAUUUUUAAAAAUAGUGUUCAGAUAAUAAUUUUAACCUAUCUUGUCCAUUGUUAUACAAUUAUCAUUCCACUCAGUAUACAGCAAGUAGUCAGUAGUAAUGUCAGAUUGUCUGUACAAUUGUUAAACUCUUACAAAAAAGAUAUUGUAAUAGGGUUAAAUAGUGUCAGUUUUAAAACAUUGCAGUAUCUUGUUAACAAAAAAAGGUCCUUUUUUUAUUAAUUUUUGAAGACUUUAGAUUUUAUGUAUUGAUUGAGAAAAAUAUAAAAAACAGAAAUAAGUAAAUACUUUUGAAUUCUUUAACUACUAUAAGGCAGAAAACAUUGUAAUGAGUGCAAAAAAACCACAUAAUUAGAAACAUUUAAAUGCACACUAGUUGAAAUUCAGUCAUCAUAUACGAGUCAUAAUCAUAUGUUUGGCAGCUAUAUAAUGUUUUAUUUUACAUUGGCAUGUAUACUUACAAGUUCUAUUUCACAACAGAAGGAAAAUCUACAUUUCGGAGGUUUGUUUCAUUUAAAUUUCCCAAGCAGCUUUAAUCCAAGUCCACUUUUGAUAUUUUUGGGAAUGUUUUGUUCAGUUAAAUUUGUUCAGAUUUUUGCAUGGAAUGAUCCAACUUGUCCAUUGCUGAUUUCCUAUAUGUUACCCUUCAGUUUUAAAAGCUGGGGGCACUUAAAUUAACUAAAUUGAGGUGCUAAUUAUUUAUACGUUUCUAAACCAUUUGUUUAAAAAUAUAUUGUGAAGUAUAAAAAAUACUUUCAAAGCUGCAGGAAAGACUGAACCAACACUUAUUCCUGUUCUUAUGGGGCAGUCUCGUAUUUGGGGCAGUCUCAUGUUAUGAGCAGUCUCAUAUGUUAGGCAGUUUCAUGUAUGGGGCAGUCUGAUAUUUAGGGCAGUCUCCGGUCUGGGGUGUUUUGUGUGUGGGGAAGUCUCAUGUUUUGGGCAGUCUCAUAUAUGGCGCAGUCUUAUGUCUGGGGCAGUUUUGUCUCUGCUCAUAUAUGGGGCAGUCUUGUGUUAAGCAAGCACUGUAAUAAUGCUGUUUUGAUGUGAACAAUCAAAUAAAUAGUCCGCAGGGCUUGUGUCUGAAUUUGUUAUACGUGUGAAGCGCAAGUGUCUUUUAUGUAUUUUGCAAUAUAUUGGUUACAUGCUGAAUAUGAGAGUUCUCCUUGCUAUAUUUUUAUCUGCUUGUUAUGAUGUUUACAUUAUUAUUAUACUAUUGAUAUGUUGUUUUGAAUGAUAAAGUUUAUCCUAAUUUUCAUCCUAUCAUUUUCAUUAUUGUAAAUCAUCAUGUAGAUCUAUUUCUAAAUAAAAGGAAUUUAAAACUG
Mya arenaria is the source of this 9211-nucleotide messenger RNA. Its product is annotated as CREB-regulated transcription coactivator 1-like. The record is from RefSeq and is a predicted model, not a curated record. The transcript is spliced from 15 exons. NCBI's taxonomy places the organism in Eukaryota, Metazoa, Mollusca, Bivalvia, Myida, Myidae. Gene Ontology annotation, biological process: positive regulation of transcription by RNA polymerase II; protein homotetramerization. Gene Ontology annotation, molecular function: cAMP response element binding protein binding. Gene Ontology annotation, cellular component: cytoplasm; nucleus. The coding region runs from base 29 to 1987 and encodes 652 amino acids.